Messenger RNA from Hyposmocoma kahamanoa, 1975 nucleotides. Its product is annotated as transmembrane protease serine 9-like. The transcript is spliced from 14 exons. Gene Ontology annotation, biological process: proteolysis. The record is from RefSeq and is a predicted model, not a curated record. The coding region runs from base 74 to 1849 and encodes 591 amino acids. NCBI's taxonomy places the organism in Eukaryota, Metazoa, Arthropoda, Insecta, Lepidoptera, Cosmopterigidae. Gene Ontology annotation, molecular function: serine-type endopeptidase activity.
AGCGCCAGCAGCGCGCCAAAUAAUUACGAAUUUGAAUUUAAACUUUUGAAAAUAUUUCCUUUACUUAAAAAAAAUGGAGCAGUGUUUUGUUAUAGUGCUCGUAGCUUUGACUUUAACUUGUUCUGAGGGAGAUGUAGUGCGGGAUACUAGAGGAGUAUUCACAAAGAAUUUCUUUGGUGGGGUAUGGGGCAACCGACCUCCUUUGAUGGAAAUGAACUUACCCAAAACCACGUGCACUUGCAAGUGUGGUGAGCGGAACGAAGUGUCCCGCGUCGUGGGAGGCGACGAGGCAGGCAUAGACGAGUUCCCCUGGAUGGCAAAACUGACUUAUUUCAAGAAGUUCUACUGUGGAGGAAUGCUUAUCAAUGACCGAUAUGUGCUUACUGCUGCUCAUUGUGUCAAAGGGUUUAUGUGGUUUAUGAUAAAAGUGACAUUCGGCGAACACAACCGCUGUAACGCAACAGUGCGACCCGAAACUCGUUUCGUGCUCCGAGCUAUAGCCAACAAGUUCACCCUUUCUAACUUCGACAACGACAUCGCUCUGUUGCGGCUGAAUGAGCGGGUGCCCAUAUCUGAUGCCAUUAAGCCUAUUUGCUUACCUAGCAAUGACGAUAACCUCUACGUAGGAGUAAAAGCCGUGGCAGCUGGCUGGGGUACUCUUACAGAAGAAGGAAAGGUGUCGUGCACUCUGCAGGAAGUGGAAGUACCAGUUCUCAGCAAUGAAGAAUGUAGGAACACCAAGUAUACUGCCUCUAUGAUCACGGAUAACAUGUUGUGUGCUGGAUAUCCGAAGACGGGUCAAAAGGAUUCAUGUCAGGGCGACAGCGGCGGACCGCUCGUAACUGAGAGAAAGCACGACAAGAGAUACGAACUGAUAGGUGUCGUUUCCUGGGGAAACGGCUGCGCGAGAGUAGGCUACCCGGGUGUCUACACCAGAGUCACCAAUUACCUAGAAUGGAUCAGAGAAAAUACUCAAGAUGCUUGUUAUUGGAUUGAGGGGCUGACGAUAAGGGCAGAUGCGUACAUGCCACCAGCUUCCGAAGCACCCAACAUGAGAUUUGGCUAUGAAUUAACUCCGUCUUGCCAAAAUUGUGGCUGUGGCCAACGCAACGAAGGUGGCAGAGUGGUAGGUGGUAGUCCCACGACACACAACGCUUAUCCAUGGUUGGCGCGGCUGAUCUACCACAAGUCCUUCGGUUGUGGGGCUUCGCUUAUCAACGACAAGUAUGUAAUUUCUGCUGCGCAUUGCGUUAAAGGAUUCAUGUGGUUCAUGUUCAAAGUCACAUUUGGCGAGCACGACCGCUGCGAUCGUCCUGACAAGCCAGUAACCCGAUGGGUGACAAAAAUCAUCGCCCACAACUUCACCAUGACUUUGCUCACCAAUGACAUUUCAUUGAUAAAGUUGAACGAGCCUGUGAUGUAUUCUCAUGUUAUCCGACCUGUGUGUUUACCUAGAUAUCCAGGACAGCUUUACACUGGGGAACUAGCAACAGUUGCAGGAUGGGGUGCAACAAAAGAAACCGGAAACUGGUCAUGUACUCCUCGCGAGACCGAAUUGCCAGUGCUUAGUAAUGAACUUUGCCAGCGCACUAAUUACAAUGCAUCCAAAAUCAAAGACGUCAUGCUGUGUGCCGGAUAUCCUGAAACGGCACAUAAGGAUGCAUGUACGGGCGAUAGCGGAGGGCCAUUGAUUAUCAGAACGGAAAGUCGAUCAUAUGAGUUAAUAGGUAUCGUGUCUUGGGGAUAUGGAUGUGCAAGAAAAGGCUACCCUGGAGUUUACACAAGAGUCACAGAGUAUAUUGACUGGAUAAGGGAGAAUACAGCAGACGCAUGUUAUUGCGCACAUUAACUAGAACAAUUAAGAAUGUUUUUGUAUUGUUAGUUCCCUGAAACCAAGCUCAUAAAUAAAAUAAGGGAAAAUAGUUUUUUGAACCUAUUUAUAUAUAAAGGGUUAUUUGUAAAAUGCUAACAAUCU